AUGGUCUUCGAACUCGCCCGCCUACCGCCCGAGGUCCGGCAGCUCGUCUGGGAGGCUACCCUGCCCGGGCCGCGCAUAUUUCACGUCAGCGAGCUCGCCGCGCCCCCGACAUCCGACAACAGCGACAAGGACGACAAGGACGACCGGCCGACGACGCUGCUGGACUUUCACAUCCGCCACCCGCCGCCCGCGAGCCACGGCAUCUGUCGCGAGUCGCGCGCCAUCACGCUGCUGCGCGGCUUCUUCUUCUCCUCCUCCGCCGCCGGGCCGUGGUUCAACCCGCGGCGGGACAUGCUCUACCUGGACCGCAACAUGCGUCACCGCCUCAACACCACCCGGACGCCGGUGCCCGGUUUGGAUCGGGUGCUGCACGUCGGCCUCGAGUGGCGCGCCUGGUUCCGCGACGUGCCGCGGCCUCCGUCGUCAAGCGGCAUCAGCAGCCACGACGGCGAGGGAGCGUCAGGCCGCCGGUGGCGCGCGGCGAUGGCGCCGCUGCUGCUCCGCCACUGCCGCGGUCGAGGGCGGCGCACUGGUGCUGGGUGCCGGCGCGCCGGGGACGGCGCUAGCGCAGAUCGGUGGCGGGAGCGCGCCGGUGGAGUGGCGCGUCAUACGGAGGCAGAUGCAGGCGGCGGUCGGGGAAGCGCUGCGGGAGGACGGCGAGAGAGGUAG
Messenger RNA from Cordyceps fumosorosea ARSEF 2679, 669 nucleotides. RefSeq lists its product as hypothetical. The coding region runs from base 1 to 669 and encodes 222 amino acids. Lineage: Eukaryota; Fungi; Ascomycota; Sordariomycetes; Hypocreales; Cordycipitaceae. The transcript has a single exon. The record is from RefSeq and is a predicted model, not a curated record.